AUGGGUCUUGCUGAUAGUCUCCUGGCGGGCUAUUCAAGUGAGGAAGAGGGCCAAGAGUCUGAUAUUGAGCUCCAGGAUGCUGACGAUCAGCAGCCUUCUUUUCAGCAGCUGAUAUCGGUUCCAGAUCUGAGUCUUAUCACAGAUAUAAGGAAAUACUCUCAUAUAUUACCAAGAGUUAACGAGUUUGUGGAAAAGUUGCGAUACUACGAGAAACAAGACUCAAAAACGGAGGACAGCCUCCUACAGAAUGCCAACGAUCUAUUGGACGAUCUGAACGAAGAGAUCGGCAAAAUAUAUUCCUUCAUCACCGUCCAUUACAAGCCAGUUUGGCCAGAACUCGAUGAUUUACUACGAAAUCCGUACAAUUAUGCUCGCACAGUGAGGAUUAUUUUAGGAAACCCGUCGAAACUUAUUGAUGCUCCAGAACUCUUUGAGCAAUAUCUCCGUAAAGAUGAGAUUCUCGGACUCACGGUCUCUGCAUCUGUUCUAAGACAAUCUAGCCAUAGCCAUCAUCUCGACCAGCACCAUUUGAAACUCAUAUCAGACGCCUGCGACCUUCUUCUCGAACUGGAGGCUGCCAGAACAGAAAUCAAAAACCACGUUUCUCGCAGAGCCAAAAGUAUAGCUCCAAAUGUGACUGCUCUGGUGGGCCCCACAGUGGCCGCGCAAUUUCUAUCAGUGUACGGACUGGAGGGCCUUUGCAAAGUUCCAUCAUGUAAUAUACCGUCUAUGGGAGCCAACAGAUCCUCAUUCAUGAAGGGUACAGCAGGUACGCGAAAUAAGGGAUACCUGUAUUACUGCGACCUUGUACAGUCGGUCUCGGAGGAUCUCCGAGUGAAGGCUGUGCGCAUGGUUGCGGGAAAGCUAAUUCUAGCCGCUAGGGUUGACUACUCAAAUGCGCGAAAAUCCGUUUCCGACGACUCGUUUGGACUGCAGACGAGACAACAACUCAGUGAGCAUCUGGACAAGCUGGCUAGUCCACCAGAUGCGCAGCCAAUUAAACCACUACCCAAGCCAGUGGAUCAAAAGUCUAAGAAGCGGGCUGGUCGUAGGUUCCGCAAACAGAAAGAAAAGAUGGAAAUGUCUGAGCUGGAAAAAGCACAGAAUAGGAUGGCAUUUGGUGAACAGGAAGAAACGAAAUACGACGCUUUUGGUGAGGAGGUCGGAAUGGGUAUGAUUGGAAAGCUUUCGGCGCGGGCUAUUGCCAGUAGAAGCCGGCCUCAGCUGUCCAAAGCAGCUGCUUCCAAACUCGAGAAGUUUUCGGGGAACAAGUCGGUAGCUACGAGCAAAGUUGCACAGCUACUUGACGACGAAAAAAUAGCCCGCAAGCGACAAUUGGAGUUGCCAGAAGAUACUGGCCACGGUAGGACCAAGCUACAGAAAACGCUUCCCGGAGCCACCUGA
Messenger RNA from Ogataea parapolymorpha DL-1, 1404 nucleotides. RefSeq names its product U4/U6 small nuclear ribonucleoprotein Prp31. Gene Ontology annotation, biological process: mRNA splicing, via spliceosome; spliceosomal tri-snRNP complex assembly. Lineage: Eukaryota; Fungi; Ascomycota; Pichiomycetes; Pichiales; Pichiaceae. The coding region runs from base 1 to 1404 and encodes 467 amino acids. The record is from RefSeq and is a predicted model, not a curated record. Gene Ontology annotation, cellular component: precatalytic spliceosome; U4 snRNP; U4/U6 x U5 tri-snRNP complex. The transcript has a single exon.